Molecule: messenger RNA, 2448 nt
Organism: Arvicanthis niloticus (Nile rat)
Lineage: Eukaryota; Metazoa; Chordata; Mammalia; Rodentia; Muridae
Source: RefSeq, a predicted model, not a curated record
GCACGGCGGGCAUGGCAGAGAUGCGGCCGGGGCCGGUGGUUGGGAAACAGCUCAACGAGCAGCCCGACCACUCGCCGCUGGUUCAGCCGGGCCUGGCCGAGCUGAGACGCCGGGCGCAGGAGGCGGGCGUCCCGCAGACCCCGCAGCCGCUCACAGACGCUUUCUUGCUGCGCUUCCUGCGCGCCCGGGAUUUCGAUCUGGACCUGGCCUGGCGCUUAAUGAAAAACUAUUAUAAAUGGCGAGCAGAAUGUCCAGAAUUAAGUGCAGAUUUACAUCCUAAAAGUAUCCUUGGACUUCUGAAGGCUGGUUACCAUGGAGUGCUCAGGUCCAGGGAUUCUACGGGCAGUAGAGUUGUCAUUUACAGAAUUGCAUACUGGGACCCGAAAGUUUUUACAGUGUAUGACGCAUUUCGUGUAAGUCUGAUCACAUCAGAGCUCAUUGUACAGGAGGUGGAAACUCAACGGAAUGGAGUCAAGGCUAUAUUUGACCUGGAAGGCCUGCAGAUUUCUCAUGCUUUCCAAAUUACCCCAUCUGUAGCCAAGAAAAUUGCUGCUGUAGUUACAGACUCCUUUCCAUUGAAAGUGCGUGGCAUCCAUUUGAUAAAGGAGCCAGUCAUUUUCCAUGCUGUCUUUUCCAUGAUUAAACCAUUUCUGACUGAAAAGAUUAAGGACCGGAUUCAUCUUCACGGGAACAACUAUAAAUCAAGCAUGCUUCAGCACUUUCCAGACAUUCUUCCUCUGGAAUAUGGUGGUAAUGAAUUCUCCAUGGAGGAUAUUUGUCAGGAGUGGACAAAUUUUAUAAUGAAGUCUGAAGAUUAUCUCAGCAGCAUUUCUGAGAACAUCCAAUGAGAAGUUAUUUCCAGUGAAUGACUUCUUCAUUUAAAAUUCAAGGAUGAGAUCCUAUCAGGUUACUAAACUCAAGAGCAAAACUUCUAAACUAAUUGAUGCUUAUCUGAUCUUUAGUCAUGCAACAUGGAUAUCGGGGGGGGGGAAUGUUUUAACUUCUACAAUGCUCUGCUCCUUUUAAAUUAAUGUUAGGAAAGAAGAUAUUCCUGUUUGCACUUGAAGAGCAAACAUAGCUACAUCUAAAGUAGCUGUUCCAGUGCAUCUUUGAAUGGUUCAGGAAAUUUUAUCUUAAACAAAACUUUAUGAUCACAUUGUUCAAUACUAGAUUGAUGGCUAUCUACUGGAACGAAAUACUGUAUGUAUCAACACUGAUGGUGAAACAAUAUUGAUGCUCAGAUAAGGUUGGUGUCAGCUCAUAAUUCAGAUGGAAUCUGAAUACAGCUUAAUCAGGAUAGUUCAUCUCAGGUAAACCCUACUUUAGCAUAUGCACAAUAGAAGCUUUUGAAUGUAAGUCUAUACAUUAUAAUGUUGUAAUCAAUGAAAUCACUGUGUUUGAUAAAAAUGACUUAAAGCUUGUGAAAUUUUUCUGAGGACAGUGGAUUGUUUCCCAUACUGUCUUGUAUUUUCAAAUAAGUAAAGAAUAUAAUUAUGGCUUCUGUUUAUAGACAGGAAAGUAGAGGUAUAUGUCUUUUACAUAGACUUUUAUACUUGAAAACUUAACAGAACUACAUAAAUGAAAGGUGUUUACAUUUUAAACUAUCAGAUAUUAUACUUAGUAUUUUUCAGAUUAUUCAUAAAAUUCUGAAAUAAUUAACUACUAUUUUAUUCUGAGAUAAUUUACUACUAUUUCAGAAUAUUCUGAGUCCCAUGAUUCAUACUUAAUUUAAAUAGUCAAUAGCUGGGAUGUGCUGUCUCUACUACAGUGCUGUUCAUUUCUAAGAUUUUCAUUCAUUGAGAAAGAUGUAAUCUCAUCCCAUAUUCAGCACAGCCUUCAAUUUCUGACAUAAUGUUUAUACUUAAUGUUUCUAAUUAAUUUUAUUUUAAACUGGAAAGAAAGCAAGGUAGAGAACUUAUUGAAUUUGUGUUCAAGUAGAUAGAUUUCUACAUUAAUUACAUAAGAGUAUCUUUGUAUAAGGAUAUUUUUCAUUGCACAAGGGUGUUUUUCUUUAUAAGAAAAUGAGUCUAAUCAGAUAAGCUGGUACUUAUGGUUCUCUGUACAUAUACCUCUGACAAAACUGAGAGGAGGUGCAGAUGUUCUUUAGAGAACGUGUUUAAUUUUGAUUUAGCAACUAGAUGCUAACUUUACUAUUUGAUUUUACUAAAAAAUCUUGCCUUUUUCUUACAAAAUAGUCUUCUUUACUAAAUUAUGAAAUUGAAAUUGUAUAAAUAAGAAUAAUAGAAAAUCAGUUAAAAAACAGUAACAAAACACAUUUGGCUUAUCAAUCUUUUAAUCAUAGAAGGAAACUCAGAUGUCACUUUAUUUACAUAUAGCUAUUAAGUCACUUGCCAUGACUGUGAAGGAAUGGAACAUUACAAUAAAGGCUAAUGUUUUAAAUGUGUACAAUAGUGAAGUAAUUAACAAUAAACUGAAUUUUAAAAUGUC